AAAGAGGAAAAUUUUACUCCGGCCUUCUUCAAGGAAAAUCAACAGGGUCGGAAUACGCCAUGCCCUUCACAGUCAUCCGACUACAUUUGUUUAUCGGAGGCACUACUUAGGUUUCUGAAUCCAUCGCAGUGCUGUUUGUUUUUUUUCCUCCCUCGGCGAAAUGUUGACGAAGUGAAAAUCAUCGGGUGUUCGAGUGUUUUCGACGUACUUUUUAUACAAAACCGGAUAUGGAGUUUAUUGUCGCCAACGUCGAAAACAUAAAAUUCGACAUAGAAAUCGCUCUGGAAGAGCAGCAUGGCGCUUUACCGCUUCCCUUCCCAGGGAUGGACAAGUCAAUUGUCGCUGUAUGCGAAUUUUAUGCUAAAGGAAGCUGCGCCAAGGGUUCAGCCUGCCCCUUACGGCAUGUCAGGGGCGAUCGUACUAUCGUGUGCAAGCAUUGGCUCAGGGGUCUUUGCAAAAAAGGAGACCACUGUGAAUUUCUUCAUGAAUACGACAUGACAAAAAUGCCUGAGUGCUAUUUCUAUUCCAGGUUUAAUGCUUGUCAUAACAAAGAAUGUCCAUUCCUUCACAUCGAUCCCGAAAGUAAAAUGAAAGACUGCCCCUGGUAUGACCGAGGCUUUUGCAGGCAUGGUCCCAACUGCAGACAUCGACACGUCAGACGUGUGCUCUGCAUGAACUACCUCGCCGGACUUUGCGUCCAAGGCCCAGAGUGCAAAUUCAUGCAUCCUAGGUUUGAACUGCCGGCUGCAGACGCGACGGCCAGAGAUCCCAAAAAGCUGGUGAUAGUGUGCCACUUUUGUGGCGACACGGGUCACAAGGCUUUAUUCUGUCACAAGAUCCCUCAAGAAAUAAGAGACAGCGAGAUGGGUGCAAAUAAUAUAGGAGAUGAUAAAGAUAACAGAUCUAGCCCUCUUGUCAAAGGUGGACUUAAACCUCUGGAGGAAGUCACGUGUUAUAAAUGUGGUUGCAAAGGUCAUUAUGCGAACAAAUGUCCAAAGGGUCACUUAGCAUUCCUGACGCUGAGUCAGGCUCAAAAGAAAGUUAUGUAAGACAAACAGAAAACAUUGUGAUGUUUAUGUUUAAUGUAUCACUCAACGCUGAUACAAAAGAAAAAGCGUAAAUACGGACAUCCAACAUGGAUUUUUAAGCCAAUUUGUCUAUGUAAAUAAUUUAAAAACCAAGGAUCGACAUUUGUUCCUCAAGAGAUACUUUUUCCUUUAUUUAAGAAAUUUUGUGCGAAUGAUAUUUUUAAUUAUAUU
Cimex lectularius (bed bug) is the source of this 1259-nucleotide messenger RNA. It is a transcript of the gene Clp, whose product is annotated as cleavage and polyadenylation specificity factor subunit 4. The coding region runs from base 228 to 1049 and encodes 273 amino acids. The transcript has 6 exons. The record is from RefSeq and is a predicted model, not a curated record. Gene Ontology annotation, molecular function: zinc ion binding; RNA binding. NCBI's taxonomy places the organism in Eukaryota, Metazoa, Arthropoda, Insecta, Hemiptera, Cimicidae.